Molecule: messenger RNA, 2221 nt
Organism: Acanthaster planci (crown-of-thorns starfish)
Lineage: Eukaryota; Metazoa; Echinodermata; Asteroidea; Valvatida; Acanthasteridae
Source: RefSeq, a predicted model, not a curated record
AUUUGUCGAUCAUGGAUGGUGAACAUGGAGCUAGCUAGCUACAUGUACAUGUAUAAUUACGUACGUCUGUUGAGUGUGGGUUCGUUCAGCGCAGGUUGUACAUGUAUGCUACAUUCUGAUGGGUGACAGUUGGUGAUGGUCAAGUGGACGAUUCUUUGUCUUACACAAAUGCAGAAACAUGGUUGAAUGUACAGUAGAUGAAUUGGCAACAUGAAGUAUUGUGCCGUUCCAACAUGUAGCAACACCUCUUACCAUUACUACAAAUGGAGGUCAGGUAGAUGCAGUAUCCAUGACUGCAAUUAUGGCACAGGACCUUGCCAAUGCGAUCCACCGCUCAGGUUUUUCCCAUUUCCGACCAAGAGGGACAAACCGGGCCGGGAGCGGUGGACCAAGUUGAUCAAUCGCAAGAACCCCAGCGGGGAGACCUGGCAACCAGACCCUGCUGGAAGGAGCAGCGUUUGCUCCGAACACUUCCCUGAUGGUCAGCCUACAAAACAGAACCCUGAUCCCAUCCUGAAACUGGGCUACGACCCCCCUGCAGACUUGAUACGGCCUCGAUCACCUCCACGGAAAAAGCAGAAAGCGGUGAGUGAAUCUGAACCAGGCAAAAGCUGGUCCGUACCACUCCCCACAACUGAGCCCCAGGUGUUGACAACCUGUCUGCAUUCAUCAAGUCAGCAGCACCAGGUCCCAGGCACAGGCAAAACGAUGACAGCUAUCAUCCCUCAGACCAAACCUCGGCCCCGUCCUCCCAAGAGAAUGUGCAUUGCGUGCCAGAGCAUCUCCGAAAAUGGCCGUCAUAUUUUGAGUAACAAAGGAAGGCUGGACUUGCAGGAAUGUUUGAGGCAGUAUCUCAACCUGGAAGUGGAGCAGGGCUGGAUGUGUUCAAACUGUGUCCGACAAGUCAAGACCAUCGUCAAAAAAGUCAACACUUUCAGAAGUUCUGUACUGGCUGGAGAGUGCAACCGAGUCUUCAAAGUCUCACCAGUAGCGAAGCGGACUGGAGUAGCCCAGAUCAGAUCACAGCCUGACACAAACAGCGAGCAUCCAUCUGGAGAGGCAAUCUGUAAGUGUUCCAGAUUGCUGAAGUCGAUGCUUUCAAAACAAAAUGUCGGCGAACCACUGGAAAAGACCCGAAUCAAGGUCAUCUUUCCCAGACAGACUAAAGCUGACACCCCAGAGUCAGAGACUGAGUCUAGUGAAGAUUUUCAAGAUUCGUCCAGUUCCGAGGAAGAUUUCUGUGAGAAUCCCAGAACCAGAACAAGCAGUGCCCAAUCUGACAAAAACGAAGAGGUACAUGUAUUUCCAGAAACGUCAGGGCCAAAUUCUACACCAGCAUCUUUGUUGCUUGAAACCUGUAAUCAGUCACCUACUGAAAGUGAAAAGCAUCUUCCAAACCAAAAUAAUCAAGAUAGUGAACCACCAGCAAUCUCAAGUGACACUGUGCAUUCCACUAACUCACAGCUGCAAACAAUCCUUCCUAGACAAGAUUCAAGCUCAUCUGAUUCAUCGCCCAUGCCUGUGAGUUCAGCAGGGUCGCUCCAAGAUGCGUCAAUAAUGUUUUGCAUCCAACCCACCACCAGUAGUUCCGGAUCGUCAAUAACUAGCCCUUCCAUACAAAUAGCUGCCUCAGCCUCAGAUGAGUUCAUCUACACAAAAACCCUGAAUGAGCUGGCAAAGUUCAUAGCAAGGAAACCACAUCAGGAGCAUGAUUACGCACAGUGAUGGGGGCAGUGUGACAAAUUUGCUGGAAAUGAAGCUUGGGGACAGUCCAUUUCCGAUGCCUGGAAAACGUAACAGAUAAUCUCCACCCUGAAUUCGUUCAUGUGAUUGGAACACUUUACAGCGCUAGAUGUUUGUGAAUUCAAAAGGUGUCAUUGCAAACUACUGGGGUUUGGCAACCGUAGUCUUUCUGCUGAGCACAGCAAGGGAAUAAUGUUAGAGACCUAGUCGGCAAGGUCCUACUGCCUUUUCACAGAAUCUACUUACAGGAAUAACUUCUGAUAAUUUCUUAUGUACAUGUAAGUUAACUAAGGAAUGUUCAAUAUGUACAUGUAUGUGUACAUUAGCUUGAAUGGUGUGGUGAUAACCAGUACUUGGUGCAAAGCCCAAGCAAUGACAAGGCUUACUGGUCACAUACAGAUUACGUGUUCUGUCUUUGGUUUUCUGUUCCUAUGUACAUGUACAUGUAUCUAGAUUGAUCUACUGUACAUGUACAUGA